CCUUCAGUUUGAGCACUUGACAUUUGGGGUUGAUCUGCUUUGGGCGUCAAUUUGCAGGAAUAUCAUUUAAAAAAUGUUUUUCUAAAAAACACUGCAUUUGAGGGAGCAGCGCCUGCUGGAGUCUUUCCUGCAGACCGGGGACAAUCCGAGAGUGGUAGUAAUAUGAGGAAGCCUUUGAAUGUGCUCGAUCCCGGAUUAAGAUCAGAGGACCUCCAGGGUGUUUAGACCGGGGAGCAACAUGCAAAACAACCGGUGAACCGCUGCUGCCUGCAGAACCCCCUCCCUUGACCUAAUCCACCAGCACCACCAGCCCAGCUUUUGCUUUUCUUUUGGUGGCGGGAAUUCCAGACACCCCAGCUCUGUCUGCCAGCCUGCACCAUGGAUUUCAUGCUACCCAUAAGAAGUCAAGAGAUGAUAGCUUUCUCCUGCUCCGAUCCUUUCCUGGAUCCCCACGGUGUCAACACCCGGUUCCACCACCAGGCCGUCAAGAGAAAGCUGCGGCCUGGACGGAUUCUCGGCUUCGUCGUCAGCCUGGUGGCAGUCUGCACAGUUUGUUCACUGAGUGCCUUGUCGUUGGCCACAGCCGUGGCCACUGAGCCGAGAGAGUCAGUUGCCGAGUCCCCAGCUGACGCAGCAGUGCCCCAAAGGACUCUUCUGCAGAGCCAGAAUGUGUCGAGUGCCCCGGAGGACACGCCAGUGGCCAUGAAGUCUUCCCACCUGGACAUGAACCAAGGAGACUACCCAACAGACUACUUCAGCGUGGAGGACAGGCGCCAGGGCUACGUGGUUUUUCACAUGUUUGGAAUGUUGUACAUGUUCAUAGCCUUAGCCAUCGUUUGUGAUGAGUUCUUCGUCCCCGCACUCACCGUCAUCACAGAGAAGCUGGAGAUCUCGGACGACGUGGCCGGGGCCACCUUCAUGGCGGCGGGCGGCUCGGCCCCAGAGCUCUUCACCUCCGUCAUUGGAGUCUUCGUCUCCCACAGCAACGUGGGCAUAGGCACCAUCGUGGGCUCGGCCGUGUUCAACAUCCUGUUCGUGAUAGGAAUGUGCGCCCUUUUCUCCAAGGAGGUGCUCAACCUCACCUGGUGGCCUCUGUUCAGAGACGUCUCGUUUUACAUCAUCGGGCUGCUCCUGCUCAUCUACUUUUUUCUGGAUAACCAAAUCACGGUGUCGGAAAGUAUCAGUCUGUUGAUGUGUUACACCUGCUACGUGACAUUCAUGAAGUACAAUUCUCAAGUAGAGAACCUCAUCAAAUCCAUCCUGGGGAGCAACCAGGUGGACGAGCUGGAGGCCGCUCCAAAGGCAAAUUCAUCAGGAGACGAUGAGAACAAGUUGACGGCCAAACCCCGGCUGCAGAGGGAAGGCAGCUGCGCAUCUCUGCACAACUCCCUGAUGAGGAACAGCAUCUUCCAGCUCAUGAUACACACGCUCGACCCCCUCAGUAACGAAGGACGGUUCAAAGAGAAGGCUUCCAUCCUCCACAAAAUGGCCAAACAGAAGUGUAAAGAAGAAGGCGCCAUGGCCAACGGUGUCGUGGAUAAAAAUCUCCCAAACAGUUCAAAGGUCGCCGUUGAGGUCACACCGCCCAUGAACGGAGUUGCAGGAGGAGAUCAGGAGGGUGAGGAAGAGGAAGAUGAGGACCAGCCUCUGAGCUUGGCCUGGCCUGACACCCCGAGGAAGCAGAUCACCUACCUGCUCAUCCUGCCCAUCGUCUUCCCCCUUUGGCUCACACUGCCCGACGUCCGGAGAGAGACGUCUGAAAGGUUCUUUCCAAUCACGUUCAUCGGCUCUAUCUGUUGGAUUGCGUUCUUCUCCUACCUGAUGGUGUGGUGGGCUCACCAGGUUGGAGAGACUUUCUGGAUCACAGAGGAAAUCAUGGGUUUGACCAUUCUAGCAGCGGGAACGUCCAUUCCGGACCUGAUCACCAGUGUGAUUGUAGCGCGAAAAGGCCUGGGCGACAUGGCCGUGUCCAGCUCCGUGGGCUCCAACAUCUUUGACAUCACCGUCGGCCUGCCGUUCCCAUGGCUCCUCUACAACAUCAUCAACGACUUCAAGCCCGUGGAGGUGAGCAGCAACGGCCUGUUCUGUGCCAUCGUCCUCCUCUUCCUCAUGCUCCUCUUCGUCAUCAUUUCCAUCGCGGCUUGCAAGUGGAGAAUGAGCAAGUUUCUCGGCUUCCUCAUGUUCCUGCUCUACUUCGUCUUCCUGAUCGUUAGCGUCAUGUUGGAGGACAAAGUCAUCAUGUGCCCAGUCACCGUCUAAAGAAAUGAUGAUUACAAAAAAAGAACAUAAAGUUGAAAUUUGCUCUUUAACAGUGCAAUAACAAACUGCCUGUUUUAUGUCUCACACUGUUCUGUACAAUCACACACACACACACACACACACACACACACACACACACACACACACACACACACACACACACACACACACACACACACACACACACGCGCGCACACACACACACACACUUACAAGCUAUUGAUGCGGAUCAAGCAGGAGUUGAAGGCCUGUUGCUUCGGCCGCCCAAUCAGGAGACUCUCUUUGCACCAUGUGACCAGACGUCACAGUGAGGACUGUCUGAGAAACGCUGAAACAUUGGAGAGGAAACGGAAACCGGAAGACGGGAGGAACUUUUCUUUUUGAACAAAGGACAAAGACUGAACGUCUCAGUGGGGAGAUUCAGAGUAUGAAGUUGACGUGGACACACAAGGAGACAUGAUGUUGUUGUUGUUGUUGAGAAGCUUUGGCUUCCAGCUCAAGGGAGCCGUCGUGGAAAAAACUAAACAAAAGAAAAGCCAAGGUAAACUUUUGAUUUUGAUAGCAGCUUUGUAGGCUUCGAGAUGUUAACGAUAUGCAGCGCUUCAGAUUUUACUUUGCAAUGUGAUAGAAAGAAGAAUAUUGUCAAUGAUUUGACAGGAGUUUCAGACAGCUCUGCAUGUCCAUCUCAUUCAUAAAAUGUGAAACGUUUCAUCAUAACCGGGUUCUCACGUGUGCUAAAAAGUAUGAACGUAAUUUUCUGUUCUGGCUGCCUUUGUGUGCACCGCUUUAGAAAGGGGAACAUGUUAAAAUGCUGAUUUUACUGUAUGGGAAGCACUUGGUGGCAAAGAUGUUUGAUUUUUUUCAAUAUGCUGACUGCCCAGGGCGGCAUUCGGUUGGGGGGCAGCUUAACCACAGAACCGAUUGCACACCGCUGGAGGGUGAAGAUGCUGAAUUUGGUAUUGGAGUCAUAGUUCUCUAAUUCGAGCUAAAUUAAAGGGAUUUUUCACUCUUUUUUUGUCUUAAGAAAUGUGGACAUCUCUUUUUAAAUAUAUAUAUAUAAAUCAUUUAUCAAAGCUGAGCUAUGAAACAUGUCAUCUAUUUGUAAAGAAAAGAAAAAAAAAAGAUUUUUGUUGUUUUUGGCAUCAGAUUGAAAUUAGCAUGAAAACCUCGGUACAUGGACUGGCCAAACCCGGACUGAAAUGUUUCACUGUGGCUCCAGUGAAUUUCUAUAAAUUACAGUUUGAAUCUGUAAACGAAUGGGUACAGAACGAGGGGCAAAACCUGUCAGCGAGUGAUGGACAAAAAGAUUAGCCCCCUCUGUUGUGUUGUUCUUGUUUAUCUUUCUAACACUUUUCUUCAGAUUAGGGAUUAAUUUUUUUAAAAAUUAAACAUUUCUUGCCAGCAGGUAAUGCUGAUUUUCACCACUGAUUUUCUGAUGUACAACAGAUUGCACGUACUGUAAUUUCACUCAAAUGUUGUUGAUUUUCUGUAAGACCACGACUCUUAAUGCCGUCUGAGAGAGGAAGUAGUGUUCUCGUGUGCACUUUGAGUCGAGGACGUCUCCUCAGUCGGCCGGCUUAGAGCCUGGGUUCAUGUGCACGUGUAGAAAACCGCAGUCUUUUUCAUCCUUUUCCCCCCCUUUUCUUUUACAAUGUAUGCAGAUUUUUAAAAGUGUUUUUAAAAAAAAUUACCAGCAACUACUGCAAAUAUGUUAACCAUGUAAUGACGUUCUAUAAAUGGAAACAUUGUUGAUGUUCUACAAUAAAAUAAUCCCGUUCUGUA
Molecule: messenger RNA, 4041 nt
Organism: Poeciliopsis prolifica (blackstripe livebearer)
Lineage: Eukaryota; Metazoa; Chordata; Actinopteri; Cyprinodontiformes; Poeciliidae
Gene: slc24a2b
Product: solute carrier family 24 member 2
Exons: 10
Coding region: 379-2259 (626 amino acids)
Biological process (GO): long-term synaptic potentiation; intracellular calcium ion homeostasis; long-term synaptic depression
Cellular component (GO): membrane
Molecular function (GO): calcium, potassium:sodium antiporter activity; calcium channel activity
Source: RefSeq, a predicted model, not a curated record